AUGGCAGCGUCCAGCGACCCAAGUCUGGUCGUCAUUCACAAUGGCGAUCGUAGAGUUUUUAGCGUGCCAUCCCAGAAACAACUAGCGCAGCUCGCAGCGAACGGGAAAACAACAGCCGCUGGCAGCGCUGCAUUCCUCCGCUCCAUUAUCGAGUCUUUCAACGUGAGCGCUAAUCAUUACCAGCUGCAACACUAUCGCUCCAAAGCUCGCUUGCAGAGCGAUGAGCAGCUCCGACGGGUUGCCGCUGGAGCACAUGACAGUGGAGGCGAAACUCUGGUGUGUAAUUUAGUCAGGAAGAGCGGAAUGUCCGAAGGCGCUGAUCGUAGUGGCUCGGUGGAGGACAGGCUUAUGGAGAGGACCGGUAGAGGCGACGGCCCGCGUCGCAUACACAUACGACGGCAAGAGCGUGGAGGAUUUGGCUUCACCUUGCGCUAUUUCGUCGUCCAUCCGCCAGCGAAUAUGCAGGGCGAGCGCUCAGACGCCAUGGACACGAUAUUCGUGAAACAGCUGGUCUCUGGAGGACCUGGCGAGCUGGCUGGACUGCAAGUUGGCGAUCGUUUGGAACGCGUGAAUGGAGUGAGUGUGGCGGAGAAAACCUACCAGGACGUGAUAGAUAUGAUCAAGAGUAGUGGCAGUGAGUUGACACUGCUUGUGACCCCCAGCGAGGACGAUCACAUUCAGACGGCGUUCAAGACGGACGCGUACGGCAAGGACGGCGAGAACACGGUGCAUUCGUCGCGCACGCUCGCGCAGACGCAGGACUUCAACAGCGGUACGUCGCUGGCCGACUACGCCAGUCCACUUGGCGCCGAGCAGCCAUUCCUGCGCUCCGCCAUCCGCAACAACAAGAUCUCACCGUCACUCAACCAGCACAGACGUGUACGCGGCCCAGGGAGCGGGUCGUCGAGCAGUCUCACGCAGGCGCAAGACUUGCUGCAAAACUUGCAGCAGCAGCGGCACGGUGACUCUCGGUCUGGCUCACGGACGUCACUCGACGAAUCUCAGCCAAGUCCCGCAUCUCGGAAAAACGCCUCGACCAGCUCUAUGCCCGGCUAUGAGCCGAGCGCAACCAGACGAUCGUCGGAGAGCUUGGAUGACGGUCGACGUCCUCACAACGGUGGCAUGGGUCACAAGAAGAACAAGAUAGAGAAUGGCUACUCUCCCAGUACGGGACACCAUCAUGCCUAUCGGCAGAACAGCGCAGAGCACACGGACACAGUCGACUCCAGUGCCUACUUACCAGGUAGCAGCAGUAGCAUGUACUCGGGCGGUAACCAAGCAGUCACCUCUCGUAGUGAAGGCAAGUUGCAUGAACGCGACAGAUCCUCUCAGCAGACAGGCACAGUACGGUCAGCGGACAUACCGGCCUUCCUAAAAGGCCCUCGGCAAGCACAGGCCAGAGAACUGAGACCAAGCUCCGACGAGAAAUCUAGAUCUAUGGAGAAUCUCGGCCAGGCAGAUGACGCCUGGCAGAAGUCCUCGUCUCUGCCACAAACUGCUGCUGUUGCUACUCGCGUGUCCAGUGAUAGGUCAGCAACUGGUGUUGAAGAGCGGCGACACCCAGUUGCGCAGUCGCGCAGUAUGGGCGACUUCCACCUGGGCGCAGCUCGACGGUUAGGCAGUGGCGGAGACGCAUCCUCUCCGUCACCUCCCAUCCACUACAGUGCAUCACAGGAGGAAGAGGACUGGCGCCGCAAGCUGGACAUCAGCGCGGAUAAUCCCGUCACCACCAUUACGGCCACCUACGCCGUGAAGGCGAGGCAGCAACGGCGUGGCGGCGGCGGAGAGAAUCGCGUCCAGGUGGGCCCGACCGCUACCAAUCCGCCGUGGGUGCGCAGCAGGACAACAUUGUCAGGGCUAGGAGCGCCGUCGUCCGGUACACCACCAUCGCAACACCAACGCUCACUGAGUUCUACUCAAGCGCCGCUGGAUGUUGACCGGCAUCUGUUGCAAUCGGCACAGGCCGCCAAGGCAAACUCAUUGCCGCGCAGUUCAACACCACCAACUACCAAGCAAGGCUGGACAAAAUCGGAGGAGGGUAAAGCGAAGACAUCCAUGCUGUCUAAGUCGAUGCCACACAAGCUUGGUAUGCCACUCGAUGAGUCUGAAGACGAUGAUGAUGAGGACGAGGAAGAAAUUGAGCUAGAGGAUGGCAUCGCAUCACCACGCAGCCGACUAUCGCUCAGUGCUCCAUCUUCUCCCGUCAACACCAGAAAGCGCAAACUGAGACCAAAGAGUGAUGUAGACGAUGAUGGCGAUGAAGGAAAGGACCAGCGCAAUGAUCGCCGCAGCUCCUGGUUCCGCCUCAACCGCAGUCGCAGUAAGAGCCGUGAGAGAAGCAGGCGCGAAGACCCAACUGAUCUAAAGUGCACAGCAGCGGCAUACCUCAGCAAGAAGCAAGUGCUCCUGCCUGGGGGCAAGAAGUCACAUGACCGCUCCUGGCGAACAGUCUACACAAUUCUGCACGGGGCUAACAUAACAUUCUACAAAGAAGAGAUGGGUGUGUCGGCAACCCAAGGAUCCAUCGACAUUGCUGACCAGAGCAUUGACAUCCGUGGUUGUAUGGUCGAUAUCGCGCAUGAUUAUCGCAAGCGCCAGAACGUGUUUCGGAUACGAACGGUGGACAAGGCGGAGUACCUGCUGCAGGCGAAGGACUUUGAGACUUCGGUGAAAUGGAUUAAACACAUUAGAAGCGCUGGCCCGUCGCCUGGCAGUGAAGUGGUUGAUGGCAGCGAGUUGUCCAAUCAGCCGCUGAUCUUGAAGCAGAUUGCACUCCGCACCAGCAGCACCGACAGGCCAGAUUCCGGUGACGACGAAGGACCCAUCAAACUAACGCUCGCCCAAAGACUGGCACCAUCGCCGGGCACCCGGCGGAGGGCCAAGAAAGAAGAGCUGGGCAAAAUCCGAUUCUUGUUCAAGCGAAAGAACUCUCUGGCAAGUGACGACAGGACGUUCGGUGUGCCACUUGGCUUCUGUCCUCGUUCCAGCCGACUUCGCUACAUACCGCUCAUCAUUGAAAAGUGUCUCCAAGCGGUCGAGGCAAGGGGAAUGGAUGUUGUUGGCAUCUAUCGUGUGCCAGGAACCAAAGCAGCUGUGGACAACCUUGUCAAGGAUAUGGAUCUGCGACUGAGCGAAAUGGAUCUCAACGACGGCAACAAGUUGGACAUCAGCGUCAUCAGCAGCACGGUAAAGCAGUACUUCAGACAGUUGCCAGAUUCGUUGCUGACGUUUGAGGGCUACCACAGUAUGGUGCGUGCAUGCCGUAUCACUGACCCAGAAGAGCGACUCAACCAGUUGCAGCAGCUCGUUGGAAAUCUUCCUGCCGUCAACUUCAAUACGCUGCACUACCUGAUACGCCACCUGCGGCGGAUAUCGGCAAAUUCCGGCGAGAACAAGAUGGAAAUAAAAAACCUGGCAAUCGUCUUUGGACCGACACUGGUGCGUGCAGCCAACGAUGACACACACCUCAUGGUCACUGAUAUGGGCGAGCAAUGUAGGAUUGUAGAGGCAUUGUUGUCUAAUGUGGAUGUGUUCUUUCCCCCUGAUGGAGAGUUUGACCAUCACCCAACACUAGCAGGUAGUCCUCCACCAGAGAUCAUACUGGACGAUUCAUCGCCGCAGUCCAUGGAGCCUGAAGCAGACCGAGCAACAUCAGCAUCUCCCCCAUCGGUGGAGUCUAAGCCGUCGACUGGCGGCAAAGAGGAGACCAAUCGCGCUACUUCGCCGUCUGUUCCGCACGCACCAUUCUUUGUAGCCCGUCCUCAGCUCCCCAAGCAAGACGCAGCCCAGUCCAUGGAUGAUCCAGUCGACGUGUCUCCAACGCAAGCCACACCCCGGCAUAUCUCAGCAGCGGAAGCAGCAGAAAUUAACAUGGCCAUUCGACCCAGAGAUGUGUACAACGUAGAUGCAGAGCAGCCGACUGAAGAGAGUGUUGUCCUGGAGAAGACAGCCGCCGCUAAGUCACGUGACAAGUCCCGCACACAGGUAGCUCAGAUGAAGCAGGAGGUCGUGAAUAGGUGGGUGUCUCUGCACCAGUGGGACUACGACAAACGACACGGCGAGGAUAGCGGCAGUGACAGUGCGCAGGAACCCAAUGAGUGGAAUCCCAGUCCAGAGCCGCUCGACCCGGAUCAGGAAGCGCAGGCGGCGAAGGUCAUGCAGCGUGGCAUACGACGAGGAUCACUGCGGCAGCCCAGUAUGGAUAAUGACCUUGGUGCCGAACAGGGCGAAAUACAACAGGUUGUGCCAAACGAGGACCUGCCAGUGGAUCAGAUACGACGCACAGCUUCUGACAGUAAUCGGAGGCGUCCCAGAAACAUGGCAGAAGCGUCUGCAGCACAUCGCGUCAGCUACUAUCGAGCUGUGAACGAGGGUGCCAUGAACAUACCGCGCUCCAAGCAGCAGGUAGAUGGUGGACAGGCAGCAGCAGCACGGCAGAGCUUUCCUGAAUCCCCUCUAGACUACAUGGAUCCAGCACUUCCUCAGGGUGACCACGAACAUCCAUUAGUUGAAGCACAGCAAAAACAAAUGUACCAGCAGCAGCACCAACAUCAGCAGCAGCACCAACAACAUCAUCAGCAUCAACAGCAUCAACAGCAACACCCGCAUCAAUACCAACAACGGCAGCAACACCGAACAGAAGAUCCACGGAUAGCAGCAGGUGCUGACGGUGGGUCUCCCAGGAGACGUAUGCAACCUCAGCAGCAAGACGCUCCCAGCCCGUAUACCCCUGCCGCCACAGCCACGGCUCACCAUCUGCAGCGCAAAAGGUCUGGUGACAGGGGCCUACCGCUUGCUGUUGAUGAGACACAAGCCACUAUUCUGUGAGUUGAAACGCAAGACAAUCAGUCGUGUGUCCUUCAGACAUGCAUCGUACUUGUGUGGUCAACUCCACACGACAGACUUCACCACCAACAUGGCUACGUCAAUGUAAAAGAAUUCAGUCCGGAUGUGCAAAAUAUAAUUAUGAUACUAUAGCCGACAGCUAAACUUUCAGUAAGUUAAAAUAUCAGUUGGAAACAGCACACGCGCCUUCUAUAGAAGUAUUUCUCAAAUUUGAAAUCCAAGAUUGCAUGUACAUCAGAAAGCUUGCACUAUGUGGCCCCAACAGUGCACAGAGAAGAUGACACGUAGUAGUUCAGUCAGGUAAGACAUUGACAGGCAUGUCAGAUUCUUUUCAUGUUAUAGAAAGGCGACGUGAGCCCUAACACAGAGAUGCCAUUGUUUGCCAAGACAACUUUGAUGUCCGAUGAACUUACUUAUUCGUGCAACUAACGUGUUACUUGAGCAGUGUGGCGUGCCAUGGUUGCAGCCGCUAGGAUUUCAUUUUUUUAAACUUUUCAUUUAUGCGCAGUGCAUUAUAUAAUCUCAGUUGAGAGAAUCUACUUAGUACUUAUUUCCUCCUUUCUGAUAACACAAUUGUUGACCAUUGA
Molecule: messenger RNA, 5432 nt
Organism: Sycon ciliatum
Lineage: Eukaryota; Metazoa; Porifera; Calcarea; Leucosolenida; Sycettidae
Product: rho GTPase-activating protein 21-like
Exons: 1
Coding region: 1-4827 (1608 amino acids)
Biological process (GO): signal transduction
Molecular function (GO): phospholipid binding; protein binding
Source: RefSeq, a predicted model, not a curated record